Messenger RNA from Penicillium concentricum, 1404 nucleotides. RefSeq names its product putative zinc metallopeptidase. The record is from RefSeq and is a predicted model, not a curated record. Lineage: Eukaryota; Fungi; Ascomycota; Eurotiomycetes; Eurotiales; Aspergillaceae. Gene Ontology annotation, molecular function: hydrolase activity, acting on carbon-nitrogen (but not peptide) bonds, in cyclic amidines. Bases 1 to 1404 code for a protein of 467 amino acids. The transcript has a single exon.
AUGCCUCCACGACUGACAAGUCAGAUUAAUUCCAUUCAUGGUGUUCGACUGGCAGGGGAGCCGUCCACCUGGGAUAUCCAAAUUGAAUACCCUACAGACUCUCCACAGGGCACAGUCACUGCUGUGACCCCUCAUGAACCUUCUACUAAGGAUGAUUUCGAGUCUCCUCUAGCCCUACCAGCCUUGACACACCCUCAUAUUCACCUCGAUAAAGCCUUUAUCCACAGCGCACCUGAAUAUGCCGCAUUUCUACCUACAGCCGGGACGUUUCAGGAGGCUUUGUCCUCCACGACCAAGGCCAAACAACAAUUCAGCCAUUCUGAUCUCAUUAGAAGAGGAGAGUGGCUUCUUGCUGAGUCCGUUGCAUCAGGUGUCACUGCAAUGCGAGCAUUUGUGGAGGUAGACCAUACAGUUCAGCUGAUCUGUUUAGAAGCUGCUAUUGCGUUGAAAACUCAAUGGCAAGACUCUUGUGAUAUCCAAAUCGUCUGCUUUGCGCAAGAUCCUAUAUUCUCCGGCGAAUAUGGAGAACAAAACAUGGACUUCCUAGAAAUUGCUCUAAAUAAAUACUCGCAAAUCGAUGUUAUUGGGACAACACCAUACGUCGAAUCCAGUCCCGAGGCUGCAAAGCAAAACAUCGAAUGGGCGAUUGAUCGCGCCUUGAAGCUGAACAAACACCUCGACUUCCAUCUCGAUUACAACCUCGAUUCAAACAAAGAGGCUCUAGUUUGGCAUGUCUUACAGACCCUCAAACAACGAAGUUGGACUACACACUCAACAGACAAGCGCGUCAUGCUUGGUCAUUGUUCACGACUGACACUGCUCACGGAGAACGAAUGGACCCGACUGGCAACUGAAAUCCACGAAAAUGAACUCCCAGUCAGCUUUGUGGGUCUUCCAACAAGCGAUAUGUACAUGGCAUCACCUCCCACAAAUGCGGACUGCAAAUCCCCGCAAGAUCGCCCGAGAGGCACUCUACAAGUCCUAGAGAUGAUCCAGAAAUACAACCUGGAUGCAGUGAUCGGGGUAAACAAUGUCGGCAAUUCAUUUACACCCUGGGGAUUGCCCGAUCCAUUAUCGUUGGCCUGUCUCGGUGUGGGAAUCUAUCAGGCUGGAAGUCAGGCUGACGCUGAACUACUCUAUGAAUGUGUCUCGACACGAGCCAGGGCGGCUAUUGGGCUCUCGCCCUCUCAUUCGGAGUUAUGUAUAAAGCAGGGGUGCCGACCGGACUUGUUGUUGGUUCAUAAUAGAGAUGACACUGGGUGUGGUGUGUCUCGGCCGAGGACAAAUGUUGCGGAAGUUGUGUGGACUCCGCCGGGAAAAUUGAAUAGGGAUGUGGUUUCUGGUGGACGACUUAAAGUUUCGCCUUUUGCUGUUGCGGAUUCAGACGCUCUGUAUCAAUUUUGA